Molecule: messenger RNA, 2914 nt
Organism: Pseudomyrmex gracilis
Lineage: Eukaryota; Metazoa; Arthropoda; Insecta; Hymenoptera; Formicidae
Product: SID1 transmembrane family member 1-like
Exons: 11
Coding region: 214-2577 (787 amino acids)
Cellular component (GO): membrane
Source: RefSeq, a predicted model, not a curated record
GCCUGUGUCACCCCGACUUGAUACAACAUCGUCGCGCGUGCGUGCUGGUACUGUGGACUUCAAUUGACAGACGACAAUAUCGUUUGACAGAUUUUACAUCAAGGGUGUCCACCAUAGACCAUAUGGUGGUUUUCUUCAAAUAGAAACAAGCGCAAAAUCGAGCAUUGACUUCUGAGAAAGAAUCAUUGUGCCGAUCACUUAUAAUUAACUUCAAUGGAGACGCGACGUUCUUUGGGAUUAAUUACCGCAUUGAUGCUUCUUGUCGCUGUGCAGGCUGUGCCAUUAUUAUUCUCAUCCUUUUCCCCUAUUGUUAUUCAAGCAAACUACAGUACACUUUAUCGAGACACUAUAAAUUCCACCGUUGAAUAUGUGUUUUUAUAUUCUGUCAGCAAUAUAUCGUUGGAAACCGCAAGAAUAAAUAUAGAAAGCAAUGCAACUCGUAGCUUGCCGUUGAUAAUUGUAGUGCGUCAGACAACAGGUAUUUUGUCUUGGCAAAUACCUUUGCUAGUCGAGAGCAGAGACUUGGGUUCUGUGAUAUAUAAUAAAACAAGUCGGAAUCUGUGCUCAACCAAAUACGAUCAGUUUGCGCCAAAUGAUGAUUUUAUUAUUGUUGGUAUCUCCACGGCCAGUCGUGAGAAUAUUUUGUUUAACGUCAAUUUAACGGAAGUAACGGAUUUUUAUAUAAAUUUAGGAGAUGAACGAACAGUGCAAAUCUCUCCGUCUGAGCCUAUUUAUUAUGGCUACAUAUUCCCUCAACAAACCGAGAAUUCCACUGUUAUUGUUCGCGUAGAAUCAGGCAACGACACCUGUAUGACCGUGUCUGUGCAAAAUACAUCGUGUCCUGUAUUCGAUUUGGAACGAAAUAUUGAAUUUUCCGGACGCUGGCAGACAGUAUCUAGAAGAGGAGCUAUCACAGUACCAAGAGAGGCUUUCCCGUUAGGAUUUUUUGUCGUGCUUGUUGUUAAAGGAGAUGAUACGGACUGUCUUGGACCAUCAUCGAUUGGCAGUUCUGUCAGCAAUUCUCGUACCAAAACUGUCACGUUGUCCAUACAUCCCGCCAUUACCAAACAGGAUUAUGUCGUCGCAACGGUAUCAACAGCGUUAAUUGUACUUCUCUUCUGUAUUUUUUAUGUAAUAGCUACAAUAUUAUUCAAUAUCAAAGAGGGCAGAAAACACGAACGUGAACUCUUGAACGACGAAAGUCAGAAUGUUAUUGAUCAAGUACCGAGUCCUUCGACGGUGGAGGAGGUCGGUCCGAAACAAUGGGAUUCCGUGGAAGAAGACUCGUCUCUGGAUGAGGACGAUAUAGAUCUGAUGGAGGAUGCUCUUUCCGACAAAGAUGUGAUACGAACAAAGAUCGUGCUCUCGGUCAGUGAUCUCGCACGCAAGGAACCGAGAAUACUGCGACACAAGUCUCGUUUGUAUCUGUAUUAUUUGGCAACCGUCGCCGUGUUCUACGCGCUACCGGUCGUACAAUUGGCGGUGACAUAUCAGCGCGUGUUCCACACAACGGGAAAUCAAGAUAUGUGUUAUUACAAUUUCUUGUGCGCUCAUCCUCAAUUUUUUGUGAUUCUGUUGUCCGACUUCAAUCACGUGUAUUCGAAUUUCGGAUACGUUCUGUUGGGUUUGUUGUUCAUAUUUCUAACUUAUUCACGGGAACACAACGAGUCGGAUAACGAUAAAACGAAAGGUUACGGAAUACCGCAACAUUACGGUUUGUUUUACGCAAUGGGCACUGCGUUAAUAAUGGAAGGUGUAAUGUCAGCGUGUUAUCACGUGUGUCCCAGCCAUAGUAACUUCCAGUUUGACACAAGUUUCAUGUACAUAAUUUCGGUUCUCUGUAUGAUCAAGAUCUAUCAAAAUCGUCAUCCCGAUAUAAACGCCAGAGCGCCGGUAACGUUCGGAAUUCUGGCUCUUAUAAUAUUCAUAGGACUGAUAGGAGUUUUGAACGGAACCACGUAUUUUUGGAUAACGUUUAUCGUUCUGCAUCUAUUGACAUGCUUCAUUUUAACCGUACAAGUAUAUUACAUGGGUCGAUGCAAAUUCAACAGAGGCGUUUGCAGAAGGGUAAUACAGACAUUCAGGCAUGACGCGCGCUGCGGCAUGCGGCAUCUGUUAAGGCCACUUUAUCCCGCAAGAUUCACGAUGCUCGUACUAGCUAACUUAUCUAAUAUCGCGCUUGCGAUAUUCGGAAACAUGUAUCACGAGGACAAUUUCGCUACGGUUUUAUUACUUAUAUUAAUGGCUAAUUUAAUUUUGUACACUUUGUUUUACAUAGUGAUGAAGAUUUGCUACAAGGAACGGAUUCUUCUCACACCCGGAGUUUACAUCGUUUUGGCCUGUCUGGUUUGGAGUGCGGCUUUGUAUUUCUUUUUGAACGGAACGAUAUCGUGGGCGCUCACACCGGCCCAGUCCCGUUUGCGCAACAGACCGUGCGAAACUCUGUUCAACUUCUUUGAUUCUCACGACAUCUGGCAUUUUCUUUCGGCAUUUGCGAUGUUUUUUUCAUUCAUGGUAUUACUCACUCUAGACGAUGACUUGGUUGACGUUCAUCGCACACAAAUACCCGUUUUUUAAAGAACUAUAAAUAGAUUUGAAUUGUUUAUAUAAUUUGAAAGCUUUUACACAAGGUUACCCGAAUGUAUAUUUAUGAUGAUGUACAAUGCGGACAAGAGGGGUUACCAAAGUUGUAAUCGCUAUCAAAAUAACAUAUUAAAUUAUACAUUAUAGACUUAGUAAUUAAUUCAUCAUGUGAUAAAAAAAAUCGCGUCAUUUUACAUGUCGCAAAAAGAGUGAGUGUAAAUAUCGCAUCGGCGAGUGCGCGAUUUUGUGAAGUUCUUUCUAUGUGUUACAAGUAUUACUUCGUUUACUUCCAGAGAACACCUUUUACAAAUAUGCGUAAAGAAAAAAAAAA